Messenger RNA from Bursaphelenchus okinawaensis, 1364 nucleotides. The record is from the annotation of a GenBank genome assembly. Lineage: Eukaryota; Metazoa; Nematoda; Chromadorea; Rhabditida; Aphelenchoididae.
AUGGUGCGGACAUUGCGAAGUAACGGUGUGGGUUCAGGGGCAGUAACGGAAACCCCAAAAGUUGCAAAUGGCACAGAUACACCUAAAGAGACUAUGAAAAGUCUACGGACGCCACAGGAAAAGUAAGAAUUUUAUCUCUUAUCUUUUUGUUUUAGGCAAGAUAGUAUGGUUAAUAUCGACUUUUUGGAGAGCUAAAUGUAGAUUUUUCGAACGUUUUUUAUAUUAAAAGAUGAAGAAUUAAACAAUCUUUUUAAUUUUGUAAAUUUCAAAAAGCGAGCAUGCUGCUUUAAUGAUAUUAAUCUUGACCGUUAGUGUAAUAUUGAAAAAUUCCGAAAACCCACUUAAUUUUAACUUUUUUAGAUCAAAACCCAAUAAAACCUUGAAUGAAUCAGCUGAAGACGCAAAGUCAACGAAGAGCGACAACAAUGGAAAAACAGACACACCAGUGAAAAGCUUUGCCUUCCUUCUACAACAAGGUAUUAUUUCUAAUGAUGCGGAGAAGGUGUUUAGCGCGAUAAAAGCGUCUGCUAAGGACAGACCAUCAUCGUUUCAAACAGCUACUGAUUUGGAUGUGUCGAAGGUCAUUCCACUAUUACAGUUGAUCAACAGAGUGUUCAGAGAAGGGCAAAAGAAGCGAGUUACUUCCGUUUACCUGCGAGAUCUUAAAUAUUGGAUCGAUUUCUUGGAGGUCACACUCCAGGCUCAUGCCACUUUCUUGUCUACAGUGAGUUCAAUUUAUGGCAACUGUUUAUGCUAUUUUUUGUCCUAAUAAUUCCAUUUUUGUGGUUUUCUAUCUAUUAUAUUAUAUUGUACAUGAUGUAUCAAUUGAUUUUUCACUAUUUCUAACCACUUUUUUAGGUAACGAAUCUGAAUGAACAAAUUGGAGGCCUUAUCGAAUAUGUUGAAGCAAGGACGUCAAAUCUGGAGAAGUUGAUGAAGCUUGACGGUAAAAUCACUUUCUUCUGUGAGCAAAUCCAACGACGAUUGAAUCCUGUAAAAUAUGUUGAACAAGCACCUCAAGUCUUGUUUGAAGGUAAGAAUUUUAUGUUGUCUUGUCGUUUAGAGUUUUGGCUAUCUUUUCAUAUUAAACUCAAAAAAAUUCUGUAUUUAUAACAGUAGCUACCGUUGAAAAUGUCAGGGAAGGUUAUUACACUAGGUUUUUAAAGUUUUGGGCCAAAGAAGGUCUGUAAAUGUGACGUAUGGAUAGAAUAAUACUUUCAGAUGACUUAUCAGAUUCCGACAUCGACCCAACAAAGGAACAUUCGGCCGAGAUUCACGCGGAUUCAGAUGAAGAAGCGGAUUGGUUCGGCGACGACGACAAAGGGCUAGAAAACUUGAUGGACGAGGAAGAAGAUGAAGACUAA